AUACUCAACUAUUCAUGACAUUAUAGGGGAGAAAAACGUGCAAUGAAAAUUAAUUACAGUAACACUAAACAAUAGAACGACCACUAGUAUCUAUUUAGCUUGCGUAAUUUAUUAAAGGUGCAAUUGUUUUCAGUCUAUAAAGGAACAAAUCAGAUAUAAACUGAAUCACUCGUCAUUUUUCAUCUUUAUCAUUGCUUUACAGUCUGUAAAGAAAUUUAAAAAAAUACAUACAAAUAUGAAGGGAUUGAUUAUAUUAGUUGGUCUUGUUAUGUUGAGUUUUUCGGUGGCUGAAGAAUAUACAGACAGAUAUGACGACAUCAACAUAGAUGAGAUAUUGCAGAACAAAAGAUUACUAACGUCGUAUAUGAAGUGCGUGUUAGGCCAAGGACGCUGCACUCCUGAAGGAAAAGAAAUUAGAGUUCACUUACAAGACGGUAUGCAAACUGGAUGCAGUAAAUGUACUAAAACUCAAAAAAUAAAGGCGCGAAAAGUGGUAAACCAUCUCCGGAAUCACGAACACCAAUUUUGGGAAGAUCUCAAAAAGAAAUUCGAUCCCGAGAACAAAUUCAAGCCAACUUACGAAGCAUUCCUCGCUUCUGAAGAUUUUUUACAGAUGAUUUCGAAAUCGUGCCUGGUCAUCAGUUGUCUGCUAGUGGCAGUGAUAGCCGACGAGAAGUAUACGUCCAAAUAUGACAAUAUUAACAUAAAGGAAAUUCUGGAAAAUAAACGAUUGCUAUACGGACACACUGACUGUAUGCUCGAUUUGGGAAAAUGCACCCCCGAAGGAAAGACAUUAAAAGAUAAUCUUGGAAAUGCUCUUGAGACUGGAUGCAAUAGAUGCACCGAUAUUCAAAAAACUAGAUCAUCAGAAGUUAUAGAGCACUUGAUCAAACAUGAACGUGAUAUUUGGAACAAGCUGACUGCCAAGUAUGACCCUGAAGGAGUUUGGAGGAAGAAGUAUGAGACCCAGGCCAAGGCAAAUGGCAUUGUCAUACCACAAGAUUAAGAUCGGUGUCAGCCAGGGUUGAAAAAAAAAAAAUAU
Maniola jurtina (meadow brown) is the source of this 1042-nucleotide messenger RNA. RefSeq lists its product as uncharacterized. Bases 236 to 1006 code for a protein of 256 amino acids. NCBI's taxonomy places the organism in Eukaryota, Metazoa, Arthropoda, Insecta, Lepidoptera, Nymphalidae. The record is from RefSeq and is a predicted model, not a curated record. The transcript is spliced from 4 exons.